UCUACUUUCUCUUCCUAUCUCUCUUUAUUCUCUCUCCCAAAAUUUAAUUUUCAUUUUUUUUUGGUUAUUUGGCAAAUAAGCCAUAAAUUAAUAAUUCUCUUGCGUUGUCCCGAGAGAUGUAAGAAUAAAAGGCUUCUUUUCUUUUCUGUUGUUGGUUGGAGAGAAUUACAUAAAAGUUUUGGCAGAUACUCUGAUCAGAGAUUGGGUUCUAGUUAUGAGGUGGGUCAGAUCUCUCUCCUCUCUCUCUCAACUUACCCAAGCUUCUGUGGCGGAUAAUCCAAACCUGGAAAAAAUAUUUGGAGCUAUAGAGAUUUGUGGCGAAUAAAGUUUAUAUAUAUAUGCUGCAGAAUAACUGGUUUUUGAGCUCUUCUACUCUUUUUCAGAUCUCUGUUAUCUGAUCUUUCUACAGUGGAAGCUACUGGGAUGGAAGAAGAUUGCAAGUUGCGAAACUGGGAUGAGCUUAUCCCUGACGCUCUUGGCUUAAUAUUUAGCCACUUACCUCUUCAAGAGGUCCUAACAGUUGUGCCUAGGGUUUGCAAAGCAUGGAACAGAGCUGUAACUGGACCUUAUUGCUGGCAAGAGAUAGACAUUGAGCUGUGGAGUAACCGUUGCCACCAGUCCGAUCAUCUCGAUCGAAUGCUUCAGGUGUUGAUCAAUAGAAGCUCUGGCUCUUUGCGGAAACUCUCUGUCACUGGCCUUCAAAAUGACUCUAUCUUCUCCUUCAUUGCACAACAUGCUGGUUCACUUAAAACCUUGAAGGUGCCGAGAAGCUGUCUGAGCAAUCCAGGGGUUGUAAACGUGGCCGAAAAGCUUUCAUCUCUCACUUUCUUGGACUUGAGCUAUUGCUGCAAAGUAGGCCCAGAGGCGAUACAAGCCAUAGGCAAACACUGUAAAUCCCUCACAGAGUUCUCCAGAAACAUGCAUCCUUUGGACGUAGCGAGUGUCGUCUCUCACGACGAUGAAGCUUAUGCGAUUGCCAGCACAAUGCCGAAGCUGAAGCGGUUAGAAAUUGCGUACCACCGAGUCAGCACAGAAGGAGUGCUCAAAAUCUUAUCCUCUUGCAUUUUUCUUGAGUUCUUGGAACUUAGAGGCUGUUGGGACGUGCAACUCGACAACAAGUUCUUCAAAGAGAAAUUUCCAGAUAUGAAGGUGUUGGGUCCACGCGUGAUUGGAUUCUAUGACAUGAUAAACGAUUGGGAGGAUUGCUGUUCGGAUUAUUUCUCAGAUGGAUCUGAUUACUUGGCAUGGGAGUUUCUUGAGGAUGGUGAAAUGGGAGAGUUUUAUGAUGAUGAGUUUGAGCAUGGUUGGGACGAUAACUUUUAUGCGGAUAGAUUUAAUAUCGACUUGGAACCGCAUAUUUGGCCGCCAUCUCCAUGAACCUGGUCUUGUUAUGGUCGAAGCUCUCUACCCAAAAGUUGCUUCUACCAUUGGUUUUAGCCUCAUAUGCGUCUUUGCUCUCUGUAUGGUGCAAUCUUUAACCGGGCUGGUUCUUGGCUUUUAUGUUUCUCUUUUACUUAGUGAUGUUUAGAUUCACAUUAUAUAUAUAAUAUAUAGAUAUUUAUAGGUAUGUUUGUAUGUAUAUAAUUGGAACGGGUCCUGCACAUUAAAGCUUUUUUAGUUA
Brassica rapa (field mustard) is the source of this 1621-nucleotide messenger RNA. Its product is annotated as F-box protein FBW2. Gene Ontology annotation, molecular function: protein binding. Lineage: Eukaryota; Viridiplantae; Streptophyta; Magnoliopsida; Brassicales; Brassicaceae. The record is from RefSeq and is a predicted model, not a curated record.